AAGCAAACAAACACAGCCUCUUCUUCUCUCUUCUCUCCGAUGGAUACCACCACCACCAAAUUCUUAUGCAGUUACGGCGGCAAGAUCCUCCCUCGUUAUCCAGAUGGCAAGCUCCGUUACCACGGUGGUCAAACUCGUGUACUGGCCGUUGACCGCUUCAUCUCUUUCUCUGAAUUAAUGGUGAAACUUGGUGAAUUGUGUGGGAGCUCUGUGAUUUUGAGAUGUCAACUGCCGACAGAGGACUUAGAUGCGCUUGUAUCUAUCACCUCCGAUGAGGAUCUCGUCAAUCUCAUCGAGGAAUAUGAUCGGCAAGCUACUCAACAAUCAAAAUCUCUCAAAAUCAGAGCGUUUUUAUGGCUUCCAAAGAGACUCUCUCCAACUUCUUCCACCGCCUCUGCCUCUGGAUCUUCUUCCUCAACCAGCACUGUCACACAUGAGGCAGGAUCACCAAAAUCUCCUAUUUCAUACACCUCCUACUCCGUCACGAGAUUUCCUGUUAUCGCCACGAAUCGCUGCAUCCAUCAUCUAUCAAAGCCACCGGUUAAAAUUCCAGUUCGCUACAACAAAUCUGCCGGAAAGCUUCCGUAUCAUGCUUACGGGAACUGUAGCCGGAGUUACCUCGUUCACAGUGGCAACCAUUGGCAAUAACAAAUCUAGAUCUAGCAGUGACUUCGAUUUUCGGAUGGGGAAUAUUAAACAUCAUCUCCACAUAUGAAAAAAACGAGCGAUCAAGCUAUAAGAUAAAUAAAAAUUAAUCGAACUUAAACGAAUCAGGAGAUAUAUGCAAUGUAUGAUUGGACUGUGAAUCAUAUAAGAUGUAGAUCGGUGUUUUUACAAUCCAGUGACUGACAAUGCAUUCGUGAGCUAAAAAACCCUAAAUUCAGUCCAA
Cynara cardunculus var. scolymus (artichoke) is the source of this 889-nucleotide messenger RNA. RefSeq lists its product as uncharacterized. Lineage: Eukaryota; Viridiplantae; Streptophyta; Magnoliopsida; Asterales; Asteraceae. Bases 40 to 648 code for a protein of 202 amino acids. Gene Ontology annotation, molecular function: protein binding. The transcript has 2 exons. The record is from RefSeq and is a predicted model, not a curated record.